CCACCGCUGGGGCUGUGUCGCUGCCGGCGCCUCGUUGCUCAUUGGCUGGGAGCCGGCGGACUCGGCCGCGAGCCACAGGCAGGGGACGGGAGGGGGGCGUUGGCGAUCGCUACGGCGGCUGCCGUAGGCCAAGCGCGUGGUUCCGCGAAGCGGCUAGCGGCCGGCAUGGAGCUGGAGGGAUGCAAGGAGGCCGGGGGCUGCGCGGAGGCGGCGGGCGCGCCCGUCUUCACCCUGGAGGAGGUGGCGAGGCGGAACUGCAGCCGCGAGGCCUGGCUGGUCAUCCACGGGCGGGUCUACGAUGUCACCCGCUUCCUGGAGGAGCAUCCAGGUGGAGAAGAGGUUUUGCUCGAACAGGCUGGUAGAGAUGCCACAGAGAGCUUUGAAGAUGUUGGGCAUUCCACGGAUGCCCGGGAAAUGCUCAAGCAGUACUACAUAGGAGAGAUCCACCCGCAUGACCGUAAAAAUGAAGGUUCUAAGGACCCAAAUGUGACAUCCUCAGGCCAAGCAAGUUUCUGGUCAACAUGGCUAAUCCCCAUCUUCGGAGCGCUGGUCAUAGGUUUAAUGUAUCGGUAUUACAUGUUGGAUGGGAGAUCCUCUUGAACUGCCCGUGCUGGAACCUUGGAAAGCCUGAAAGCGAGAGUGUGUGCAUGCACCACGUGGAAUUCUGGUUUCCAUAACCUUUUAUGCUUUGCUUUUAGCUUUGAGUCUGUAAAGUGAUGUUGAUAUCCAUGGACCAAGCUAAUACCAAACUCUGUCUAUCCCAGCUCUGGGACAAGCAGACCUUGUCUUACAUUCCCUUCGCUCUGUGGCAGGGCAAGUGCAGCUUCCUGUUACUCCUUUACGUCUGUGUGUGGUCUCCCUCGCGUGUGCGUGCCCGCGCACGCCCUCGCGCUCUCUCUGUGCAGUAAAACACAGAUAACCUUCUUCUUUCAAUGCCUUUUUUGUUAAGCCAGACAGACAACAUGAAACAGCUGCUAGUGAGCCUGUGGAUUGCCUCAGUCUUUCACAUAGCGUUGUAGGAAAUAAACUGCAAGUUGUCUACAGUCCUUUCCAGAAAAGAUGUCUGGAGAUCCAGUACCACAGUGGCUUCCCCAGUGCAUGCAGGCAACACUAACUGGAGCAGCAGGAAAUUGUUAGCUUUGCUACCUCUUUCUGUACGUGUCUGUUUUUAACGGUUAAACAAAUAUAAGUAUUUUAAAAGCGAUUCGGUUCAUUUUGUAAUAUUUGUACUUGUCCCUUUAACAUGUAUAUUCUAUGAAACAAUUUAUACCUUGGA
Molecule: messenger RNA, 1276 nt
Organism: Dromaius novaehollandiae (emu)
Lineage: Eukaryota; Metazoa; Chordata; Aves; Casuariiformes; Dromaiidae
Product: cytochrome b5
Exons: 5
Coding region: 166-600 (144 amino acids)
Cellular component (GO): mitochondrial outer membrane; intracellular membrane-bounded organelle
Molecular function (GO): heme binding
Source: RefSeq, a predicted model, not a curated record